Molecule: messenger RNA, 1413 nt
Organism: Drechmeria coniospora
Lineage: Eukaryota; Fungi; Ascomycota; Sordariomycetes; Hypocreales; Ophiocordycipitaceae
Exons: 1
Coding region: 1-1413 (470 amino acids)
Cellular component (GO): catalytic step 2 spliceosome
Source: RefSeq, a predicted model, not a curated record
AUGAGCCACCAUCUCCGCUGGCCCGAAGAAAAUGCUGCGCUCAUGGUCCUUGAUUCGCCAUCGGGCCACCCAAAGGCACUGGUACGGAAGAGGGCCGAAACAGACUUGAUGCCGCCACCUCCUCAGGUGAGGAGAAUCAAGCGACCUAAGCAAGUGCUGGACGAAGACGAAUACACUGAAACUCUCUCUCGGAUUAUCGCGAGAGACUACUUCCCCGGCAUCGAGGAGUCGAUGAUACAGAACGAGUACUUGGAUGCGCUUCAGUCACGAGAUUCCCGAUGGAUAUCAAGCGCCGCUCAAAGACUGCACCAGACCAUGACGCCAGCGCGGACAAGGAAGGGCGCGAGGACGACGACGACGACGACGCCGUCGGCUUCCAGCAUGUUCCAAGACGGUGGUCGGACGCCAAACACCUACAUCGGAGAUACACCUGCCUCGAUCGCUUCGACAGCCUUCGAGCCGAACCCGCCGCUCGACACCAACAUGAGUCUAUCCGGCUUCCAGUCGACCUAUACGAGCGAAGACAACGAAAGUUUCUACAAACUCAUAGACAACCAAAAUCAAAAAAAGGCGGAGAAGAAUGCUUGGUUGUGGAACCGCAACAAGCUCCCGUCGAAGCAAAUGAUCAAGCAGAAGGAGGUCACGGACAGGCUUGAGGCGACAGGUAAUCUCGUCGACGACGGCUUCUUAAAACGGGACCGGCUUGCCAUCAAGGAUGCCGAUGAUCGUCCCGCUCGGCCCGAUUCUUGGAACGCAAAUCCAAGAAACGGAUUGAUGUUCAAACCUGAAGGGUUGGAUGAUGACCACAUCCCUGUCGCCCAGUCUCUCCAAGAGGCAUCGCGGGCGCCACCCAAGAUCAUAUUGCGGCAGAACACCAGAAUGCCACAGCCACACCUCCCGCAACGGCCACCCUCGCCCACCAUGUCCUCGGUCCGUGACGCCAUCGCCGGAAAGUCGCGGCAAAAAUAUCAGGAUUCCAGUGCAGCGGGCGCAGGCGAGACGCCGAGAGUAAACGGUUACGCCUUUGUUGACGAGGACGACGAAUCCGUCACCGAUCAGUCCGCAGCCAUCAAUCUCGGUCCUGGUGACGAGUACAGCCCCUUCAAACUGCAGGAGCAGAGGAAGCGAGAGUCGCUUCAUGAGCGGCUAGUCGAUCGGAUAGCGAAAUCCAACAAGGAGGCAUCCCGCAAUGGCUUGACCGGAAAGGUGGAAAAAACGCCGGUCCCGAGGUUCCCAAGCAGCCCACGAGUCUCGGGAGGAAACUUCACCCCGGCAGCUCAAAGGCUCUUGAGCAAGAUGGGAACACCAAAACGCAAGACCCCCAGCAGCUCCUUGAGUCGCCAGUCAGCAUUGAUGAAGCCAAAGGGCUCACUUUUGAGGUCCGUCACACGGCCGAGUUCGAAACAGGAGUAA